AUGGACACACCUGCUGAAGUUUUGGAAUAUGCAGCCGCCAUCAACGACAUACGUCUGGGCUCCUGCGUCGCACUCGCCUUGCUGUCGUACGACUACGUUCUAACUUUCCGACAAGAAGUUCUCUACGUCUGGUUUGCACCCUUUAACUUCGGGAAAUUUAUCUUUCUUGUUAUUCGCUACCUUCCGUGGUUGGAUCAUUGUGCGAUCUUGCUUGAGGUGACACUUCCUUAUCCCAUAGCCAACUUGUGCCGCAUAGCUUCCUAUUGGCACUACACCUGCUGCGUUCUCGGCGCUCUCCUCGCGGACGGGGUGAUCGGCCUCCGUACCUGGGCGAUCUGGGGCCGCACCCGCGUAGCAGCAGCAUUCGUCCUACUCUCAUGGAUCGGGAUGGCUGUCGCAGGAAUCUAUUAUUUCUCGUUGUAUCAAACCGGUGGUAUCACCUACGAGCCACUCCCCCCUGCAACACCUCAGAUCUUUGGGUGCCACUUUACAGUGGGCGGGUCCGAUGCCUCGUUCAAGAUGUAUCUCGCCCUCGGGAGCUACCAAGUCGUAAUCUUCCUCGCCACGGUCAUCCGAGGGUCUCAUCAUCUUCGUAACCAUCCUGCUCACGUCAUGAGUAUCAUGUACCGGGAUGCGUUCUUAGCUUCUACAUGUCUCUUCAUUAUCGUAGCAUCAAACAUGAUCCUCGCCCUUACAGACUCCAGCUGGCAAUACGGCCUCAUCGUAAUCUACCGAGCCUUCCUCGCCGUCCUCCCUGCAAGGAUCAUCCUCAACAUGCGGGAAGCGUCUAUGUCUGUUACUGGGGAGGGGAGUGCGCUUGAGCCGCCGAAGAUCCCUUCCCCCCCCUCGACGAGACAGCAGAGCAGGAAUGUCAGCCAGGCUGAGCUGGCUACCUCUGUUUAA
Molecule: messenger RNA, 903 nt
Organism: Dacryopinax primogenitus
Lineage: Eukaryota; Fungi; Basidiomycota; Dacrymycetes; Dacrymycetales; Dacrymycetaceae
Exons: 9
Coding region: 1-903 (300 amino acids)
Source: RefSeq, a predicted model, not a curated record